GAAUACGGUAAACACAAUAGCAACGCCGCUCUCAAGCAGAACCUCUUUUGCUCUUUUGCUGUUGCUGUUCUCGACACGAAUAUUCCUUCUUGUCUACUAUUUGCUUUCUCCGUUGUCGCUACAUACAUCGUUCCUUUACAAGCCAGUAGUAACAUGGGAAGCGUCGCGCAGCAACAGCAGUGUCCUAUUUGUUAUGACGACUACAACGAAGGCGGAGAGGACUACUGGCCGUGUCUCGCCUGCGGUCAUUCUUGUUGUUCAACCUGUUUGAAACAAUGGUUCCAGACGGAAGAAAAGACGGGACAAGCAGCGCCUACAUGCCCCGUAGAGACUUGUCGACAACCCGUGGAAGACGCGACGUUGGUGUUGGGACGUGCGUUUGUUCCUGCCGGCAGCAAUGGCAAUUCUAAAAAGAAGAAGCGAAAGCGAUCAAUGGAUGAAACAAUCGACGAGUCUACCAAGGCGUGGCUGGAAGCCAACACGUUGGAAUGCGGAGGUUGUCAAGGACGCAUCACCAAGAGCUCGGGUUGUGACAAGCUUCAAUGCAUCUGUGGCUACCGAGUCUGUUGGAAGUGUCGAAAAGUCGGCGCUCAGUGUGGCUGUAAUCCUGGACACGGUUUCGUAGACAAUGUGACGGGUCUGCCGUCCUGGUCUGGCGCCAAUGUAGCCGAUCGAGGACAACUACAAAACAUGAAACAAUUCUUGGAAGAACGACGUCGAGAACGACCUCGAAAUUCCCUAUUGGAUCUGUUUGGACCAGGCAGCGAGUUUCGGAGCCAACGAAGAUCGCGAUUGUUUUCUGCCGGAUCCGCAGCAGGAGAUCCGUUCAGCCCCAGCCGAAUGGCGGCCAAAAUGAGACACCUUUAUCCCGGCGUUCCUAUUCCAUUUUCGACGCCUCAGCAGCCUCGCCAGCCCAAACGCCAGCGAUCCAAUCCCAAUAGUUUAUUUGGAUUGACAUCCUUCCAAUCAUCCACUGGACCACUUCCCUUUCCAUUCUGGGGACCUUCCUCGGCCAGAGAUCGCCGUGCCGGCCAAGAUCCACAGGCCAGAGGAGGAAACCAACCACCACCACCGUUUCCUCCUCCUUCUUCCUCUGUGGCUAGAAUUCCUGCAAACGAUGAUGAGGACGACCAACAGCACCCUUCGAAUGACUUGCUACGGCCCACACUGUUUCGAGAUUUCCCCGACAUUUUCGGAACCAACAGGGCAGAUACCGAGCUGACAAGGGCAUUGCACCUUUCCUUGAGGGACUCUUCCAUGGGGCGUGCUGCAUUUGCGCCAACGCUUCCCAGUUAUACUACUACCCCCGUGGGAAGGACGGCGGCACAUCCUAUUAGUGUGGACGAUGACGAAGAUCUCCAAGAGAGGAGUGCCAGUGCUGCUGUGGAUGAUAACCAAGUCGUCGAAAGCAAACCGGCAGCUCGUGUUAAUAAUAGCAGCUGCCACAAGGAGUACGAAGACGACAUGGCCGAGGCGAUUAGAUUGAGUAUGCUGGAAAACUCUGGCGCAUCGGUUGCAAAUCCUGUAUUCAUUGACGACAGCAACGAAGAAAAGAAGGACGACGAGAGCGAUUCCAAGCCUGCUGCUGUGAUUCUAACGCAAGAAGUUUCAGCAACGGUCGAGAAGUAAAUGAUCGAUCGAGGAGCAUUCCAAUGCUGGAGCGAACUAAACAAAUGUAUAAUUUACUGUUGUAUAAUGCACAGUUAACCAUCCUUCCC
Seminavis robusta is the source of this 1718-nucleotide messenger RNA. NCBI's taxonomy places the organism in Eukaryota, Bacillariophyta, Bacillariophyceae, Naviculales, Naviculaceae. The record is from the annotation of a GenBank genome assembly.